CGCUUUGAUACACCUUUUCAGUCAUUCAAGCAAUGAUGUGGACCGUUGUGGUUGUCCUAAGCAGCCUCCUGGCUAUCCUGAUUGCUUCCUCAGGUACAAAACUAGUAAACGGUGAAAAGAAAUUCAUGUGUCAACUUCAAGAGGAUAAUAAUUUAGAAUGCAAUCUAAGACAGAUGUUGAUUGGGCGGAAAAUAUAUGAUUCUAUCCGAGAAAAUGAAAAUACGGCGAAUUCCAUUAAACCACCUCUGUUCAUUUGUAAAGGCCCAUCCUGUAUUAUGAAAUUCAUGAAAGGCCAUCAAAAUACAAAGAGGACAGGAAGCAACGAAGAAAAGGAAACUACAUUCUACAGCGGUUGGUAGCUGCAUCUGCUUUUGGUGGCAAGAAAUGUUCUUAACAUUUGUUAACAGAAAAUAAAAUGUUGUUCAUAUA
Messenger RNA from Argiope bruennichi, 429 nucleotides. RefSeq lists its product as uncharacterized. The transcript is spliced from 4 exons. NCBI's taxonomy places the organism in Eukaryota, Metazoa, Arthropoda, Arachnida, Araneae, Araneidae. The record is from RefSeq and is a predicted model, not a curated record. Bases 33 to 359 code for a protein of 108 amino acids.